CGCCGAGGGAGAGGCGGAGGCGGGAAGCGGGCGCCCGGCGACGGGGCCCUGAUGGACCGCCACCUCCUCUUCGUGAGCUGGCGAGGCCGGCGAGGGGAGGCCGGAGCCGAGGGCCGCCCAGGUGCGCGCUUUCUUCCCGCGGGAACCUCGCUGGCUUAUGCCAGGUUUUGUUCACGUGUGCGCGUGUGAAUGUCGCGUCUUUCUUGCAGGUUUCGUUCACGUGUACGCGUGUGAACGCCGUGUGUGUAAUCACAGGUUUAAUCCACGUGUAUGCAUGUGAAUGUCGUGUGUUUAUUGCGGGUUUAAUUCACGUGUGCAUGUGUGAACGCCGUGUGUGUAAUCACAGGUUUAAUUCACGUGUACAUGUGUGAAUGUGUGUUUAUUGAAAGUUUCAUUCACGUGUACACGUGUGAAUGUCGCGUCUUUCUUGCAGGUUUCAUUCACGUGUACACGUGUGAAUGUCGUGUGUUUCUUGCAGGUUUCAUUCACGUGUACACAUGUGGACCUCGUUUGCUUCUUGUCUCCCUCCCAUGUUGGCAUGUGAACCUCAUUUGCUUAUUGCAGUAUCAUUCAUGUGCACGUGUGUGAACUUUGUGUGUUUUUUGCAGAUUUAUUUCCCGUGUACAGUGUGAACCUAUUGUUUAUUGCUGGUUCAAUUCAGGUGCACAGUGUGAAUCUCAUUUGCUUAUUGCCGGUUUAAUUCAUGUGUAUGCAUGUGAACCUCAUUGGCUAAUUGCAAGUUUCAUUCACGUGUAUGUGUGUAAACUUCGUGUGUUUAUUGCAAAUUUAAUAAACGUGUACGCAUGUGAACCUCAUUUGCUUAUUGUUGCCCUCGCAUGUUGGCAUAUGAGCCUUGUUUGCUUGUUGCAGUAUCAUUCACAUUUAUGUGUGAACCUCGUGUGUUUAUUGCUGGUUUAAUUCAUGUGUAUGCAUGUGGACCUUCUUGGUUUAUUGCAAAGAAUGUCAUGUUUAUUGCAGAUUUCAUUUAUGUGUACGCAUGUGAACCUCAUUUGCUUAUUGUCAUCCUGGUUCAUAGCGAUAUACUAGAUAUAUUUUGGCAUGCAUGCUACUGUAAAUUUAAGGAAUGCUUAAUAAGGAUGGAAUGUGGAUUCUUGUGUUCCUAUGAUGCUUCUUGCACAUAAAAUAAAAUUUGUAUUUUGCAGGUUUGACUGCUGAAAGUAUUUAUAACUUAUUAGAAACAAACUGCAGUACCUCACUAAACACAAAAGUUGAAGAUUUCCCAGGUAAGUGAAACAGCAAAUAUUAGCAUAUGCCAUGUUUUCAGUCAUUGGGGACUCGCAGGGGAUGGGUAGGUCCAACCCGUGUUGCUUGUGAACCUCCCAGAAGCAUCUGACUUGCCACUGUUGAAAACAGAAAAAUUUCUAUAAAUUUUAAAUGUUUUCAGGUCUGUGCUUGAGAUGUCAGUUACUGUAAUUUAUAAAAUCACAGCAGUCAUUUAUUGAGGGCCUCACAGAUUUAGUUAACUGUAUAUGGCCACUAGAAAACAAUGAAAAACAGCAGCAACUCGCAAACCUUUUUCAUGCAAGAACUGGGGUGAUGGGGAGAAAAGAGAGGAUAGUUAAGAAUGCAACAAAAAGACAAUUGUUUACAGUAAUAUUUUGCAUUUUGUUACUUAGUGUAUAUUUUUUGACAAAGCAUCUUGCAGUUCUUGACUCAGCCUUUGCAGUCCAUUAAACAUCUCUGAAGAUGGAAAUGGGGUUUGGAUACUAGCUACUAAUACCUUUUCUUUCUUUCUUUCUUUCUUUCUUUCUUUCUUUCUUUCUUUCUUUCUUUCUUUCUUUUCCUUCCUUCCUUUAGCUUGUUCACUUGUUGGGACUCCAGGUGUGAAGGGAUGGUAUUUUGCAAUUCAGUCAAUAUGUGGGUUUUCUCAGGUGAGUUAGUACAAGUUGCAUCAUUAUCUACAAUGUUAAUAUAACUUGGCCGACCCUUACGAAAUUUCCUUUUGAUUGGAUAGUUUUGCAGUUGUGACUGGGAGGACAUCAAUUUUGACCUGGAGGCGGAAGAAAGCAAAAUCUCUGUUCAAAGAAAUAUUGAAGCGUGUCUUGGCGGUUUUCAAAGUUUGGAGGACGAUGACAGUAAUAGCCGGGAAUCCCUAUCCCUGAUUGAGUAAGCUGAUUCAAUAUUUUAUAAUACACCCAAAUAGUACAGUUUAAGAACCAGAAAACCUAGGCUGCAAACCAGAAAACCGUGGGAAUCAUUGACUUUAGUAGGCUUGCACAUACAGUGGUGCCCCGCAAGACGAAAAACUCGCAAGACGAAAAACUCGCUAGACGAAAGGGUUUUGCGUUUUUUGAGUCGUUCUGCAAGACGAAUUUCCCUAUGGGCUUGCUUCGCAAGAGGAAACGUCUUGCGAGUUCUUGCGAGUUUGUUUCCUUUUUCUUAAAGCCGCUAAGCCGCUAAUAGCCGCUAAGCCGCUAAUAGCCGUGCUUCGCAAGACGAAAAAACCGCAAGACGAAGAGACUCGCAGAACGGAUUAAUUUCGUCUUGCGAGGCACCACUGUAAUUCACCUGGAGAGUCUGCAGUGGAGCACAGCAUCAUAGGCAGGAGGCAAUGCAAAGGUGAGGGGAAGUAGUUUUAUUGCCACUGCACAAAAAUGAAGCUGGGAUACAUACCAGGGGAGAACAAGGGCAAGAUAGCUUGUCUUAGGAUGCUGUUAGCUGAGUGAGAACAGUGAAAUAGCUAGGCUGAGGUCAGAAGGCCUGUGUGUGUUUUAUAACUUUAUUUUCAGCCAGAUGAGUCCCUCAAGAUAAUUCUCAGGAAGCAUAAGCAGUGAGACAAUACAGGCACGCCAGUUUUACAACGCAAUUGUGAUACUGAAGCAGUUAUAAAGAGGGCUUACCUUUUGAGAACUUGGCUAGCUUCUUCGGUUGUCAGAACACGUGAAAUGCAUUCGUGGACUGUGAAAACAUGAUUAUGUUAGGCUGUUAUGAGGCAGCAUACAACAGCAGUUUUGAUUAGGUCUUGGCCUUGUAAGCCUGGCAGUUUCUUGGAGAGGUUUUGACUAGUUGAAUGUUAAAACAUUAUUUAUUUCAGAUAUUAUUUUUUCAUUAUUAUUUCAGAUAUAAAUGGUGCAUGGCAGAAAACUCUGAAUGCCAGCACAAGGGGGAGCCAGUGUGUUGAUCACUGAAACACGUCAAACAGAAAUUGCUUCAUCUCUUUAGCCUGAAAUUCUACACAUACAUACUUAUGAAUAAACCCAACUGAACUCAGUUGGGUUUGUUCUGAAUAAACGUACAGAGGAUUGUGUUAUAAGUAGCAAAACAGUGUUAGUAAAUGACUUGCUAGAGGGACAUUUUUAGAGUUUGACUUGGCAUAUGACUGCUCUAACAAGCAGUGAAUAUUUUUUUAAAAACAUAAAAUUUAAAUCAUGGGUAGGCAAACUAAGGCUCAGGGGCCACAUCCGGCCCAAUUGCCUUCUAAAUCUGGCCCGCAGACAGUCUGGGAAUCAGCGUGUUUUUACAUGAGUAGAAUGUGUCCUUUUAUUUAAAAUUUAAAAUGCAUCUCUGGGUUAUUUGUGGGGCCUGCCUGGUGUUUUUAGAUGAGUAGAAUGUGUGCUUUUAUUUAAAAUGCAUCUCUGGGUUAUUUGUGGGGCCUGCCUGGUGAUUUUACAUGAGUAGAAUGUGUGCUUUUAUUUAAAAUGCAUCUCUGGGUUAUUUGUGGGGCCUGCCUGGUGUUUUUAGAUGAGUAGAAUGUGUGCUUUUAUUUAAAAUGCAUCUCUGGGUUAUUUGUGGGGCAUAGGAAUUCGUCCAUUUCCCCCCCUCAAAAUAUAGUCUGGCCCCCCACAAGGUCUGAGGGACAGUGGACCGGCCCCCUGCUGAAAAAGUUUGCUGACUCCUGAUUUAAAUCAUCCUUGCAUGGAUGUUUUCAUAGGAUCUUUAUGGGCUCCCUAACCCAUGGGACUCUCAAGAGUCUCCUCCAGCACCAUAAUUCAAAAGCAUCAAUUCUUCGGCGAUCAGCCUUCCUUAUGGUCCAGCUCUCACUUCCAUUGGUACCAGACAUCAUUCCAUUGGUACCAGACAGCAAAUAAGAAGCGAGCCUACUUGUCUGUUUCACACACUGAAAACAUGUUGAUACUUUGCAAUUCAAAUAUGUGGAUUGCAUAAUGCUUGGAAUAUUUUAAAUCAUUUUUAUUCUUGAAAGAUGAUAGUUUAUUUAUUUUCAAUGUUUGUGUUUCAGUCUCUAUGAAGAGUCUGCAGAGAAUAUACAUCUGUUAGCAGAUAAGCUUCCUGCUCCUGGUAAUCUUUUUUUAAUAAUCAAAUCUUUUCCCCUGAAAUAUCUUUUUUUUAAAUGCAUUUGGGGUAUAACAGAUCUAUUCCAAUUUUUUUCGUAUGGCGGUCCUUAUUCAAGUAAGCAUGCAUGUUGUCUCUCCUGUAUAUAAUCCUCUCGUAUUUGGCAAGUAGUUUUGCAUUACUGGAAAGUUUGAUGCUGUCACCAGCUGGUGUUGUGCUUCCGCUUAUGUAUUUCCAGCAUUCAUAGUCUGGGAGCAAAAUGGCAAUAGGUUUCUGCAGCAAAGCAGUUUGCUAGAAAUACAGUAUGGCAAAAUUUAGUUUUUUAAAAAAACUUAAAGGUGAUCAGGAAUCAAAAUGGAAAGAAGUCAACACUUUAUCUGUGGCUACUGUGAUAGACUUGCAAAUGGACUUGGAAGAUGAUGAUGCUUGCUGCAAACAGAGCUGGACAGCAUUUAUUUAGCCAUUUUUAUAUCACAGAGUUAUCUGUGCCUUCCAGGGCAUAUUUACAGAUCUGUGUUAGAGGAAUGAAAGGGAGGGUCAUGAAGUAAGAAGAUUGAUAUACAGUGGAAGGAAAAUUGGAACUGCAAAGAUAUCAAGAAGCUCAAAUGCAGCUUUUUCUGGGGUUAUCUGUAGAAGAUGGAGAAUAGCAGUGAAGGUGUGAUGUCUAAGUUAGAUUGCGUCUCUUAAAGCAUCUUGCUAAAUUUGAGUGUUCUGCAACCAGAUGUUUGAGAAAUGCUGCAAACAAGCCUAUAAAUUUUGACAAACUGCUUGAUAAUAGCUUUUGGGGGAUAAAACAGCUUUACCCUAUCUUGUGCUUAAUAGUGAGGGGUUUUGCUGUACAUGUGUGUUUUAUCUAUUGAAAUUGCUUCUACAGGAAGAACAAUGGUUGAUGUCAUAUUGCAUUCUUCAGAAAGAGAUGCCCCUAGAUUAAAAGAUUGCUUACCUGCCAUUGGUGCCUUGAAACACCUGAGAGAAUGGCAUGGAGCAAAAAUAACUAUUGUAGCAAGUGAAAGCAAAAUGUGAGUAGUGCCAUUUAAACGAGAGAACUAAUUUUAGUGUUUGUGUCACUUUAUGUAAAAAUAUUUUAACGUCUCAAUUCAUAUAUUGUAAUAUUUUGGCAGGCACCCUUAUAAACAAAAUGUAAGUUUGCACUUAAAGAGGAAACAAGAGCACCACACCUGCAAAAUGUUGACUAAAGCUUUGCAUUGUAUCUUUCUGGUAGAUUUCUUCUCUGCCCUGAUUUAUGUUGAAAUUGUAUACGGGGUUUGAAGUUUUUCUGGCAAUAAUGAAUCGUGUUCUCAGGUGUCAAAGUGAACUUGUUAUGCCCAUCAACCUGCCUUUUGAUUUCCUAGGGGGUUAGGAAGUCUUGAGCUAGACACCUGAAUGCUAAGGGAGACUUGUGAGACCACUGAAUUUGAAUUAUAAGAUCAAUGAGUGACUUUGGUUAAAUGAAGGCAUAUAGAUAAUGCCCGCAACUACUAAGAUAUAUUACUUUUACAAAAGAUAAAUCAGUACUGGGCUGAUAGCUGGUGUUGUACCGUUGUCUCAAACACUGAAGUUGUAAAGAUUUAAAGACUUGAGUAAAGAACGCACAACUCACUCAUGUUUUCUUUCUGCAACAGUUGGCAGAAAAUCGCAUGCUAUCUUUCUGCAGAUAUUGUGGCUCCCGAGAAUCUAAAAAACAGCAUUGAUUCCAGAGACUUGUGGAGAGGAAAGAUUCAGAUAUGGGAGCGAAAGGUAUUGGUGUGAAACCCUCUGUGGGUGCAUGUUGACUCAACCUGUAUCAAACUAAUGAAAAAUGCAUGCUAAGUUCGUACACGGAAAGGCUUCAAAGCUCUUGAUUGAAUUUAGUGAAUCAGAGAAAAACUGUGUUGCUUUAAGCAUAGUGAUCAAGGUGCGUGUGGCUGAAACAGCCUGGUAUUCUGGUUUGGGUGGGCAGAGCUUGCAGAUUUGAGAUAGCAACCCAAGCAUGCUAACUCUGGAUGUCCUUGAUCGUUCAGAUGAGCUGCAAACCCAGAAAAUGUCCCCCCACCCCAGUUGUCAAAUUGCUUCACUGGCAGAGCCCACAAAGCCCGGUGCCAGAUACGACAAAGGAAGAUAAUAGGGCUAUCCGACGAUGGCAUGCUUCAAGUUCCCUGCCAGAGAAGCCUCAUUUAAGCACCAUCAGUCACUACAAGCGCAGUGUGCAGAUCCCAAAUCCACAUGUACAGUCGUACCUUGGAAGUCGGACGGAAUCCGUUCCGGAAGUCCGUUCAGCUUCCAAAACGUUCGAAAACCACAUUGCGACUUCUGAUUGGCUGCAGGAAGCCCCUGCAGCCAAUCAGAAGCCCCGUCGGACGUUUGGGUUCCAAAAGAAUGUUUGCACACCGGAACAAUCACUGCAGUGUCCGGCAGCCAAAACGUCCAAGUUCCAGGGCAUUUGGGGUCCAAGGUACUACUGUAUAUCCACCUUGGAUGGUGAAGAUGCCAACACAGAGGGACAGAGAAGUGAAGGCGAUAGAAAAGCAUCUAAACAGUAAAGAGGCAUGAGGCACACAAAGGAAGCAGGUCUCCCACUUCCUGUUGUGCACAUGCCUUCCUCUCUUCUUACCACAGCAGGAGAUUUUGAGUUGGGGUGAGGAAUAAUACUUGUGCAUUUAAAGAAGCAUUAGGUCCAGCGCCGAAGACCUUCUGGCGGUUCCCUCACUGCGAGAAGUGAGGUUACAGAGAACCAGGCAGAGGGCCUUCUUGGUAGUGGCGCCCGCCCUGUGGAACGCCCUCCCAGCAGAUGUCAAGGAAAUAAACAACUAUCUGACUUUUAGAAGACAUCUGAAGGCAGCCCUGUUUAGGGAGGUUUUUAAUGCUUGAAGUUUUAUUCUGUUUUUAAUGUUCUGUUGAAAGUCGCCCAGAGUGGCUGGGGAAACCCAGCCAGAUGGGUGGGGUAGAAAUAAUUUAUUAUUAUUAUUAUUAUUAUUAUUAUUAUUAUUAUUAUUAUUAUUAUCAUCACUACUACUACUACUAUUAUUCAGCAUUCAAAUCUGGACUCUCUGCUAUCCACUUCCUUCCCCAGAAAGAAGGGCAGGGGAUGUAGGUGGGACCAGCUUAUCUGAGCACACAAGCAAGGAAAAAGCUUUUGAAAGUGUUUUUUUAAAAAAAUCAAAAAAUCUAGUAAUGCAUUGUUUUUAAUUCCAUUCGUUGUGUUUUCUUUUUUCACCUUAAGUGUUUUUGACUAAUUUAAAAAGAAACAAAUGCAACUCCUACUAUAGACUUUUUUGCACUUACAUUUUUCUUUUUUGUUUUCUUCAGUUUGGAUCUGAAAUUACUUUUCCAGACUUCUGUAUAAAAGGCACUGCAUCAGGAAGGCAGCUCGGCACCUUGGCUUUAAAUUCUUACUUUACUGCCGAUGAAACUGGACGUAGGCAGAAUACUAAUGCUUGUUUGUCGGAGGUAAAGCCUGUGUUUUACGUGUCUUUGAAACGGCACUUCUCCUCUUUAGGAAUCAAUAGUGGCUAAAUCUAGGCAAUAGGCAUGCGGUAAAAUUGAAGAUUUGUUUUAAGGAGACUGGAAAACAUUCACAGGCAAAAAUGAAAGAGAAUAUUUGAAAAUCUGGCUGCAGGUUCUCUGUGCUAAAAAGGGGGGAAAGAUCACACUUACCUAAUCACAUGAAAAUUAGGGAAGAGAAAUGCAAGUAAAUGUAGCAACAUGUGUUUAAAGCGUGGCUGCUGUUGGGGAUUAAAAAAAAUAUUUUUGGUCAAGGAAUUCAGUUGAGCCUAGGUUGUGCUCAUCAUGGUUGAUUUUCCUUUCCAUUACCUUGUGACUUGGCCGUUUCAGAGGGUAUUUUAACUAUGGGGGCUUUUUGACUGUGCAAGAGAAAAGGAAGUACAGAAACCUCUAUGUGCUGUUUGUUUAAAAAAUAUUCUUGCCAUAAACAUAUAGAAUCAUCUCAUUUAGAGGUAUUGGUGGUAUAUGUGUUUGCCUAAUAACCCUUUCAACUUAAUUUCUUCUUAGGUUUUCCAUUAUUAUUGCCCUGCAUUGAAAUUUGUACAGAUAGUGAUGCUGUCACAUCUGCCUUCAUCUUUAGUGUCGGGUCUUCAGUUUGAGCUGUAUCCUUUUGUUACCAGACCCAUUUUGCGCGAUUUAGAUGCUUUGAGUGCAUGCAGAGCAGGCACGUCCAAAGUCUGUUUUGGGGGGUCUAAUCCGGCCCGCCGGUCGGUUUAAUUCGGGCCCUGUGGCGGUUUAUUUCCUGGUGUAAAAUCCUAAAAAAAGGUUAACAACUUUGGUUGGCCCCCACGGCCCUUUACUUCCUCAAAUCUGUCCCUCUUUAAAAAAAGUUUGGGCACCACUGAUGUAGAGCAUGAGACCCUUGUAUCUCAGGGUGGUGGGUGCGAACCACAUGUUGGGCAUUGCAGGGAGUUGGAGUAGAUGACCCUCGUUGGUCCCUUCCAAUUCUGUGAUUCUGUGAAGAAAUGUGUCAGGGAACUGCUAUCAGCUCAGGCGAGAGGUGGAAGGGCAGGUGUGGUACAGGGAGCCUCCGAAGAUCGUGCGAAGCAGUUCUUCCUCUGGCGAGGAGGGAAGCCCCACCUCCAGUGGGGAGGGGGUGCUGGGAUCAGAAGAUGCUAGGGAGAGCCUCAACACCGAGCCUGAGCAAACCGGAGGGGAGGCAAGUCCCUCUUUGCCAGCGCCCAUUCUGUGCAGUAGUCUUUGGCGCAGAGAGGGGAGGUCACACGGCUGUUAUGCUGGGGGAAGGUAUAAGGACCACCCACUCCCAGAUUCUGCUAGCGACUGAGCAGACAUGGACUUGCAACGCUCUGCACUGUAAAUAGUUUGUACAGAUAAUAAAGCCUGAAAAAGACAGGUCGGAGUCUUGCCUGUUUGCUCUUGAGCAACCACACCAGCACCUGACAAAAUGGUUCUUUAACUCUCUGUGUAGGAGCUUGGCAAGAACUGAUGUGGAGGAGAAAUCUCUGCUAUUUUGGAAUCAGAUUUCUUCUCUGCGUGGAAAGGUAUCUUGUCUCUUGCAGUGCUUUUUUCUGGGGGGACGCAUACUCCUAAACAUUUUGUGCAUCUAAGUUUGGCCUCAUUGGGGGGCAGUAUUUCAAUAUGAGUAGGAAAAUAAGAGUACCCCUAAACAUUUUUUUAAAUAAAAAAAGCACUGGUCUCUUUGGAAAAUCAAGUAUAAUGUUAAGUUUUAUAUGUACAUUGGUCUCUGGUGUGUCACCUUAUUUCUCGGGUAAAUAUGAGUAAUGAGCACAUUAGCUUAAAUACAAAUAAGCAUAGUUUCCAUUUGGGGUAGAGAGUUUCUUGGAAAGAUAGCAAGUGCUUUGCUUUGUAGCACAGUAGUAUCUGAGGACUAUUCACAAACCUUCUAAGUACAAAUUAUAUAUUUAAUGCAGUGUUUCUCAACCUUUGGUCUUCAGCUGGACUACAGAACCCAUGAUCCCUAGCUAGCAGUACCAGUAGACAGAGAUAAUGGGAGUUGUAGUCCAACAACAGCUUUGCCACUCAAGGUUGAGAAGCAUUGAUUUAAUGAAUGUAACUCUAAACUAUUGCCAGCAAGCCAAAGCUCACAAACCAUGGUUUGACCUUGGCAUGGUUAAACGAACCGUAUUUUAACCAUGGUUUCCAUGAAUUCGGUUAGAACGGGUUGCUAAAGUGAAAGUGAAAGCUUCCCCACUUCUCACAGCUAUAGCAGAGGCGAGAGAGAGAGUGCAUGAGCCCAUGGCUCCUUUAGGAUCACUCAAAUAAUACUCAACAGUAAGGUAAAGGGACCCCUGAACAUUAGGUCCACUUUGACGUGCUUUCGAACUGCUAGGUUGGCAGGAGCAGAGACCGAGCAACGGGAGCUCACCCCAUCACGGGGAUUCGAACCGCCGACCUUCUGAUCGGCAAGUCCUAGGCUCUGUGGUUUAACCCACAGCGCCACCCGCAUCAAAUAAUACUCAACAGUAGUUUAGUGUUUUUACUGGAAAUGCACAUCGUUUCUAAAUUACGAGCCAUAUGCCUAGGGUUGUAAAUGCAUGGAAUAAAGAGAAAUGGGCAUAAAAGUUCAGUAUCUUCCAUAUCCAAAAUACAGGGUAAUAUGUGCCCUAAAGUGAGGCUGCAGUUUGCAACAAGAAUCAAGCAGAUUUAUACAACACUGGGAUCAGUCUAAUUCUGCCAAGAUGUUUCCUUUUAUUCCAUAGUUUUCUAAAUAUUCUCCAAUCCUUAUAUACUUUUUGUUUUGGUUGGCCUCUGUAUUGUAUACAUAUAAGUUUGUAGGGAGGUAAAAAGAAAUGAUAUAAGAAAUAUGUAACUGUGCAGUAUAAGUAAUGGAUAGACAAAGUACAGUGAGGUUAAUUGGAAGUCGGUUUUAAAUUUCUUUUCUAUAAAUUUUAUAAUUGUGCUCAAUACCAGGAGUAUAUAUGAUGAUAAUUAUAUCAGUCUUCUUAUAUCUUAUAGUGUGGUGGUUUGUUUGAUUUUUCUGUUAUUUGUUUGAUUGUACGUUUGUUUACUUGUAUGUACGUCUGUUUUUCAUAAAUGUGUUUGUUUUAAAUUACUAAAGAUAUAUUUUUUAAAAAGGGGAAAAAAGAAUCAAGCAGAUUUAUUGGUCUGGAUGUUGUUGCGUUCACUUGAUUCAGAACAUCUAAGGCAUUAUGGCAGCCAUCUUAACAUGUGCAGAUAAAUGUUCACACAAGUGACCUGUUUGCAUGACCCCCGCAAUGCAGGAGGAAGGGAUUAGCGAAGUUGCCCUUUUGUGACUAGAGAAGCCAUGGGGUUUCCCCCCCUCAUUUUCGAGGUAGAGCAGCGUUCUUUUGUCAUCGUUUCAACUGUCCUUGAAAGAUCAGUCAUAAUACUACCUGGCCCUUUAAAAAUCUUUCUCCUAUGAUGUUUAUUUGGUAAUGGAAAAGUGUACAUAUGCUUUUUCUGCAGGUAGGAGCCUUAUUUUUAUUGCCUUGCAGAGUAAGCAGCAUGUUGGUUCCUUUACCUGUGCAGCUGAGCUCAAAAAAAUGGAAAGAAUAUAUAGCCCAGAAACCCAGACUCAUUAAUGGUAAGUUGUCUUUUUUUUUACUACAUUUGCACUCUUUCCCUGUCCUGCUGGCCCACUUUUUUCAUCCCUGCCCCAAUUGAUCUUUUUUCUCUUGAAACUCUUGGUAGAUCUUUAUUAAUUGUAUGUGAAACUUGCAUAAAAAUAAUACCUCUUUUGAAGCUUUUUUUAAAGCAGUAUAAAAAAAGAAAUGCUUCUAUUUCCUUAAGUAUACAAAUAAGAGCUCACAUACUAGGAUGACCUAAUAACAUAACCUUAUAUGUGUUUACUCAGGAGUAAUCCCCAGUGUAUUCAGUGGGCUUGCUUCCUAGCCAGCGGAUAUAACAUUGCAGCCUAAAUAUAUUAAUCUGAAUAAUUUAUCAGGUUUUCUUUAAAUUUAUGAAGAAAUUGUGUGUGUGUGUGUUUUAAUUAAUGAAAGUUCAAAUGUAUUUACUUCUCUUAUUAGAGGAACCCUGGCUAUCCUAAAUCUAUAACUUAGUAAUAUUUAUUCUAGAUUUUCUGUAUGUGUUUAUUGAACAAAUUACUGUUUACUUUAGUAAGGUCUGAAGCCUUUACUUGCACAACUUCUUGUGUUCUAAUUAGUUCCAGAAGUUGAACUGAAAGGAGAAACGUGCAACUAUUAUUUCUUGGUACAAGGCAACGGCCGUGGAGGUUGCAAAGCAACAUUGAUCUAUUCAGCCAGUCAGAUCAAUGGAUCACUCACUCUUGCAAAAACAACCGGAAAAUUUACCACAAAGACAGGAGAAAGUGAAGCAUGUAAGUAUUAUGGCGCAUUACUUUCCUUCCAAGUAGAACAAGAUGUGGACUGCACCAAUUUCUUUUUAAAAACAGAGCUCUAAUAUAUUCAGUGUUUGGAGUCUUAGAUCCAAGAUAAUAAGGAUAUUAAUCAUUUUAACCAAUUCUAACGUCUAAGAACUAAUCAAGCCUGUGAGCUUGCCUAUUAGUUCUUUCAGUCGGGGAAUGAGAUCUGUGUACAGGCUUGUUCUCCUGAGUGUUUUCUCACUGACUUUGAUGAGACAAAUCUUGGAAUAGCUAUUAUACACACUGCUACGCAUUACAGUUGCACGGGUUAGAGCAGCUUUUGCCAGUCUGCAGCCCUCCUGGUGGGAGUUGUGGUCCAAAACAAACAGAAGGCACCAGGUUGUCAAAGAUGGGGUUAGUUGUUUUCUUUUAUUGCUUUUCCCAGCAAAAUAUGUCUCAGAAUUAGAACACUGCAGGGGGUUUGCUAGAGCUGGACAGGACAAUGGUGACUUUUCCCGUGUUUGUUGAUGGAUCAAACAGCAUGUGGACAAGGGUGGCCAAUCUUAAUAGUUUUGAAAAGCUGCUAAUAAGCAUCCCAUUCAUAUUUAUUCCCAAUUUGGGGGGACGGGGGACUUUUUUUUUCAGGUAUAGAAAGGGAUCAGUCUGAAUAUAGAAAUACAUCAUUGAAUGUUAAUAGUAGUACUUAUUAGGCAUCUCGUUAAGCAUUGUCAGUCGCAUUGUUAGAUUUCAUAAUUCAAUAUACAGUGGUACCUCGGGUUAAGUACUUAAUUCGUUCUGGAGGUCCCUUCUUAAUGUGAAACUGUUCUUAACUUGAGGUACCACUUUAGCUAAUGGGGCCUCCCGCCGCUGCGUGAUUUCUGUUCUCAUCCUGGGGCAAAGUUCUUAACCUGAGGUACUACUUCUGGGUUAGCGGAGUCUGUAACCUGAAGCGUUUGUAACCCGAGGUACCAUUGUAUUCGCCUAAUGCCAAACCAGCACUUUGGUAAGCCUUUAAAGCUUAAGAGGGACUAUUUCAAUACUACUACAGUGGUACCUCUGGUUGCGAACUUAAUUCAUUCCAGAGGUCCAUUCUUAACCUGAAACCGUUCUUAACCUGAGGUACCACUUUAGCUAAUAGGGCCCCCUGCCGCACCCCCGCUGCGCGAUUUCUUUUCUCAUCCUGAAGCAAAGUUCUUAACCCGAGGUACUAUUUCUGGGUUAGCGGAGUCUGUAACCUGAAUCACCUGUAACCCGAGGUACCACUGUAAUUCUUAGCCUACUAAAGAGGAGACUGGGAGGAGAUACAAUAGCCACCUUCAAAUAUCUCAAGGGCUACCACAUGGAAUAUGGAACAAGCUUGUUUUCUCCUGCUCUGGGGCCUAGGACCCGUACCAAUCGAUAAGCUACAAGAAAAGAGAUUGUGGCUAAACAUCAGGAAGAACUUUCUGACAGUCAGAGCUGUUUGACAGUGGAAGGGACUCCCUCGGGAGUUUGUGAACUCUUCUUCCUUGGAGGUUUUUAAAGCAAAGGUUUGGUGGUUAUCUGCCCACGAUGCUUUAGGUGAGAUUCCUGCAUUGCAGGGGGUUGGACUAGAUGACCCUGGGGGUCCCUUCCAACUCCACAAUUCUAUGAUUCUCAUGUGAUUCUAAGAUUCUAAUUUGAUCAGCAUUUUUUAAGAACACCUCUCAUCUCCCUGCCCUUCCCUAUCAACACAGGUUUGUUUGAAGAAUUCAUCAGAUCUCUCCCACAUUUCUGCGGAGAACAGAUUUUACAGAGAGAGAAGAAAUUGGCUCGUGCCCAAGCAUUGGCUUUGAAUCACUGCCGGAGUGAGUAACAGAGAGAACUGAUAUAAACCACAUUUAUCUUAAUUUGGAGUUUAAUUUGACACUAUUUACAUUUAUAAGCCCUGGAGAAGCUCGUAAGUUCAAAUAUUGUUUAAAAGGGUUGUCAUUAAGAAAAAUUACAACUGCACAUCAGGUAACUCAAACCAGGCUUAGGAUAAUGGGUCCCGUCAUCCCCGAAUUACUUCAAAUCACAUAUUCUGUUUUGUUUUUUUGAGGGCAGGGGAGUCUUUGCCUGCUUGCAGGGCAGAUAGAUGAAUCGGAGGGUGCGAUGAAAGUUCAAAACGAAAACCAAAUACCCAGUAGAGAUUUUGUCGUUUCAACAGGGCACAAGUAGUCUGUAGGAACACCAGGAUAAGUGGUUUGUUGUAUAUUGUUGAAAUAAUCACUUCCUUAUUGGAGCUAACGUAAUACGAAGAUUAAAUAAAAACAUUUAGCAAGCAACAAAUAGAAAACAGGGCUAGUCAUGAACCCAGUGCUCUACACAGUGAGAGGAGUGUAAAUGAGCAGAACAGGCUCACUUUAGAUUCUCACUUAGCUCCUGGGAGGGGGAACACUAGGGGAGGCAGAGCUGCCAUUCUUCUCCCUACCUCAUGGAUUGAUUCCAGUCAAGGAAAUAAAUGCCUCUGUACAGCUGCACUUGUAAUUCAAUCCCAUUGGGACCAUUGGCUUUCUUCUCAAUCUGUGUGAACCUCAUUAAGAUUGGCUUUAAGGCUGCAAUCCUAUACAGCCUUACUUAGGAGUAUGUUCCAAUGAACCCCACUAAGAUCAAUGUGGGUAUUUCCAAAUAAAUAAAAAAUGCUGCCUGAAUCUUACUUCGGCUGACUACAAGCACCUUCCAUUUUCUUCUGAACAACAAGCUAAGCGCUAAGGGAGGAUAUUUUGUUUUUGGUACCCAUUUGACAAAAGCUCCAGGUGAGGCCUUGGAAAAAGGAGCACCCCCUGCAACCUCUUUUUUAAGCAUAUGUGGGGAGCUGUCCCAUAGCCUUCAACUACAGGAACAGCAGAAGCAAGGUGAGACUAUAGCCACCAGCUAUGUUUCCCGCAUGCUUUGGUGAAUUGAUAGAUAGCUAAAGGUAAAGGGACCCCUGACCAUUAGGUCCAGUCAUGGCCAACUCUGGGGUUGCGGCACUCAUCUCGCUUUAUUGGCCGAGGGAGCCGGCGUACAGCUUCCGGGUCAUGUGGCUUCCGGGUCAUGUGGCUUCCGGGUCAUGUGGCCAGCAUGACUAAGCCGCUUCUGGUGAACCAGAGCAGCGCACGGAAACGCCAUUUACCUUCCCGCUGGAGUGGUACCUAUUUAUCUACUUGCACUUUGAGGAGCUUUCGAACUGCUAGGUUGGCAGGAGCAGGGACCAAGCAACGGAAGCUCACCCUGUCACAGGGAUUCGAACUGCCGACCUUCUGAUCAGCAAGUCCUAGGCUCUGUGGUUUAACCCACAGCGCCACCUGCGUCCCAGAGCAAAUAGCUAGGCGUUGGCAAAUGGCUGGGUUAAAAAAGAACAACACUUCCCACUACUCCUUCCCAAACUUCCUGUGGCGACUAUUGGAAGUAUACACAAAAUUCAUGAAUUAAUAUGCCUCAUUUGCUGAAUUAGUGAACGGUUUGCAUGUUAUGUAGAUUAUACUGUUGAGGUUUGUGACAACCGAGAGAUGGGAAUUCUAUCCAUAUUGCUUGACAAUUCGUUCUUGACUGGUUCAUUCUGAUUUCCAUGCUGCACCGGAAUCACUGCUUGUCUUAAUCUAGUUCAGUGAAUCAUGAAGACUUUAUUUAAUUAAAAGAAUACCUUGGAGAAAAGUGCAUUAUUAAUUGUCUGCUAGAAACGACAAACAUUUAUUGUUGUUAUUGGUUGCAAAUGAGAAGAGAUUACUGGAACAAAUGCAUAUUUUUUUCCUAGGUAGCUUUUUGUAAAGGUGAUUCACAUUUGCCUCCAGAUUGCUUUUCUUUCUUUUCUUGGCAGCAACAUUCGGUCAGAGGUGAUGUUGUUACUUUAGUAAAUUGUUAUUGAUUAACAUCACUAUAUACCUCACGUUGAGAGUACCAUGUCAGUAACCAAAGAAGAAGAAAAGCUGAGCUUUUGUGUUCUCUGUUGCAGAAAGGCAGGAAUCUGCCAGGCAGCUCCCGGUGGUUUCAAGCGACGAACUGAAAACCUUGCUGACAUGUACCAGAGAACGUUAUUUGGAGUUGUGGAGCACCAGCCAGCUAAAUCGCCCUGUAGCACCUGUCAAAGCCAAAGUUCAGGGUACAGCUUAUGGUAGGCAUAAUUUGGUUGCAUAGUUAUUAACACUUGGGAAAAUGCUGGCUUUUGAUACUUGAGGUGUAUAUUUUAGGACCCGCCUGAUUUCUGUGACUGUCAGUUGUUUUAAACUGUUUUUAAUAUUGUGUUUCAGUGUUGCGAUCCACCCUGGGACCUUAGGGUGAAGGGCAGGUAAUAAAUCAUCAUCAUCAUCCUCAAUAUGUCUACAGUCGUAGCUUCAAAGUCGAACGGAAGUCCGUUCGACUUCCAAAACGUUCGGAAACCAAAGUGUGGCUUCUGAUUGGCUACAGGAAGCUCCUGCAGCCAAUCGGAAGCUGCGGAAGCCCCGUUCGACGUCCAGGUUCCUAAAGAACGUUCACAAACUGGAACAAUCACUCCCAGGUUUGCAGGAGCCAAAACAUUCAAGAACUAAGCUGUCCGAAAACCAGGGUACGACUGUACCUAUCAAUCAUGACAUUCUUUCCCUUAAGAACAUCAGUGAGCGUGCUCCUCCCUUGGCGAGAGCAGCGAAACAAGCUAGAGAGCAGCAAAAACUGGAGAACUAAGCAAGCCAGAAUGUGAAGAUGUGAUUUAACAUUGACUUCAAAUUUUUUUUUAAAGCUGAUUUAAUAUCCUGGCUUGUUUAGAAGCCACUAAUCAUAUUUUCCCUCUUCAGAUGUAACAGGAAGCUGAAGUAAACGGCAGCUUUCUUGGCUUGGCUGGAGUGAAGCGAGUAAAAGCAGCUUGUUUGUAUCUUGGCUUUUUAAUAUUAUUAUUCAUCCAACUUUUGAACCACACUCCUUCAAAUCAAGCUCUUAGCGUGGUUUACAAUUGUGUCAUGUAAAACUGCCUAAAAGCAAUAAAACAUGGAUUACAAAGUUAAAACGACCACUAUAACAACCACCAAAAAUGUUAAAGGGAAUGGUCAUCAACACCCUGGUACAAUGCCAGCAGAAUUAAAGCAGCAGGCUUUAACCAAUCAAAUCAGAUUCCUCCAACAGCCUGGGAGAACAAGUGUGCCUUAAUCUGGCACUAGAAACGCAGAGAUAUAGGAUGCAGUGGCUGACUUCUCUCGCCUUGAAGGCCACAUUGAGGGUUCACCACCUUUCUUGAGGGCUGGGCGCCAGCAUGUGCACACACUCAUGGAGCACACACAGUACACAAACACAGCGGGGAGUAGAGGGAAACAAGCGGCUUAAUUCCAAGAAAGAGGUGAAAUGCAAGUCUUCCAGACCAGUCAUAAGAAAAAAAAGUGUGCCUUUUUAAUGAGUCACCAAAAAAGUGGUGUUUGGUUGAUUUAUUUGUUUGUUUGAAUCCCAUUAUUCCAAUCGGUUGAGCAGAGCUUAAGAUCGACAUUCAAGUACAGUGGUAGCUCGGGUUAAGAACUUAAUUCAUUCCAGAGGUCCGUUCUUAACCUGAAACUGUUCUUAACCUGAAGCACCACUUUAGCUAACGGGCCUCUUGCUGCCGCUGCGCGAUUUCUGUUCUCACCCUGAAGCAAAGUUCUUAACCCGAGGUACUAUUUCUAGAUUAGAGGAGUCUGUAACCUGAAGCGUCUGUAACCUGAAGCGUCUGUAACCCGAGGUAAAGGUAAAGGGACCCCUGACCGUUAGGUCCAGUCGCGGACGACUCGGGUUUGCAGUGCUCAUCCCGCUUUAUUGGCCAAGGGAGCUGGCGUACAGCUUCCGGGUCAUGUGGCCAGCAUGACUAAGCCGCUUCUGGCGAAUCAGAGCAGUGCACGGAAAUGCCGUUUACCUUCCUGCCGGAGUGGUACCUAUUUAUCUACUUGCACUUUGACGUGCUUUCGAACUACUAGGUUGGCAGGUACCACUGUACCGAGGUACCACUGUACAAAAUGCAUAAAGCGAAAUGCACAGCACAUGUUUUAGACAAAAGUUAAUAUUUUAAGAUGCUUUUCUGAUCUUGCUAUGUUCUAACGCUCAUCGUUGAUCAUUCCAGCUGUUUGCUUUUGUUGAUGCUGCAAAGUACAGUCAGAGCUAAUAGGAUUCAUUAUAAUGGUGUAGGCAGUAGUUGCCACAGGCGUUGCAGAAUCUGUACAAAACGCUUAGAAAAAUGCAGACUUUUGAGUUAUACAGGACUCCCAUGAGGUAUAACGGGAAGCUGGUAGAUUCUAUGCCACAUCUAGAUUUUGCAGUGGGUUAUGGUAUUGUUUUGACUUUAUUCCUCCUCCUCACCCCCUUUCCCCCACCUCCAACGUCUCACAUUUAGAGCUGAAAGAUUCAAAUCCUUUGAAGUGGCCAGAAAGAAACGUCCUGCAGAACUUGGAAAGCACUGAAAAAAUUAAACGAAAAGCCAGGUAACAUUAACAUGGCUUAAAUGUUGGCAGUUUUUUUAUAAAACGCACUGCCUAUUCAACAUCAGCUAUCGGUGUAGUUAGUGAUUUUUGUUCAUCUGUUUUGUUUCCCUCUCCAGGGCUUCUGAAUUACUUGCCCGUAAAGAAAGCCAAAAGGGCCCUGCAAUAUCACUUGAUGCCAAAGAGCUGCUGAAGUAUUUCACCCCAGAAGGCCUGCCCAUUGGGGAUCUGCAGCCUUUACACGUUCAAAAGAGGUAAGGCCUUGUUAGGAAUACAACGCACUGUUGAAUAGUUCAUUCUUUAAGAUGGCAAUCCUGAAGGCUGGGAUUGCCUUUUGGAAUCUAUGUGAGAUGUUUUUUCUAAUACCUCCUUCAGGUGCCUAAUAGUAAUUUCUCCGCUGCUGAAGGUGUGCACCACACCUGCAAAAUCAAUAACGGGACAGGGGUGGGGAAUCUUUUCAGCUCCAUAGACCAUUUUCUUAUCAGGAUUGUUGGGGGGGGGGGGGCGCAAGUUUGAUGGGUGGGUGGGGCUGCUCACCUGUCAAUCACCUGGCGUCCUUUGAGAGUUGGGUUGCCCCAACCAUUUGUCAAAAUCCCUUGCACGGGCUUCCACAUGCCCGCUGCCCGUCAGGCUCUUGGGAACUGCAGCGCAAGGGGCAUUGCAGUUUGGAAGUGCUCAGCGCAGGGCUGGCAAAGCGCUUUUUCCUCUCCUCUCCCCCUGAAGGGAGCAGGGAAUAUGAAGCCGGCAUUUUUCAGGCUGUGCUUGCCUGCUUUCUGCUGGGAACAAGUGCACACAGCCAAACUGAUCAGGAUUUCACCCAGCUGUUUGUCAGCUGACCAGCAGGUUGAAUCCUGGCAAGACAGAAGUACUGUUCUUGGGGGACAGGGGUGCGCAGGUGUGGAGGACUCCCUGGUCCUGAAUGGGGUAACUUUGCCCCUGAAGGACCAGGUGCGCAGCCUGAGAGUCAUUUUGGACUCACAGCUGUCCAUGGAGGCACAGGUCAAUUCUGUAUCCAGGGCAGCUGUCUACCAGCUUUAUCUGGUACACAGACUGAGACCCUACCUUCCUGCAGACUGUCUCGCCAGAGUGGUGCAUGCUCUAGUUAUCUCCCGCUUGGACUACUACAAUGCGCUCUACUUGGCUACCUUUGGAGGUGACCUGGAAACUACAACUAAUCCAAUGAGUUACCAAAAAAGUGUUAUUUGGUUGAUUUCUUUGCGGCAGCUAGACUGGUGACUGGGAGCAGCUGCCGAGACCACAUAACACCGGUCUUGAAAGACCUACAUUGGCCCCAGUAUGUUUCCAAGCACAAUUCAAAGUGUUGGUGUUGACCUUUAAAGCCCUAAACGGCCUCAGUCCUGUAUACCUGAAGGAGUGUCUCCACCCCCAUCAUUCAGCCUGGAUGCUGAGGUCCAGCGCCGAGGGCCUUCUGGCGGUUCCCUCACUGCAAGAAGCAAAGCUACAGGGAACCAGGCAGAGGGCCUUCUCGGUAGUGGCACCUGCCCUGUGGAACGCCCUCCCAUCAGAUGUCAAAGAGAUAAACAACUACCUGACAUUUAGAAGCCAUCUGAAGGCAGGGAAGUUUUUAAUGUGUGACAUUCUAAUGUAUUUUUAAUCUUUGUUGGAAGCCGCCCAGAGUGGCUGGGGAAACCCAGCCAGAUGGGCGGGGUACAAAUAAUAAAUUAUUAUUAUUAUUAUUAUUAUUAUUGUUGUUGUUAUUAUUAUUAUUAUUAUUUCCUGCUGCAUUGUCUGUGCACACUUGUUCCCUGCUGGAAAUAGGCACACAUAGCCCAAGAAAGCUCUAAGUUUUUUUCCAAGCAUUGGCUUGGGUGGGGUGGCAUGGUGUGUGGUGAGGAAGUCUCUUUCUCUCAAAUAGCCUAUAGUUGCAGGGGGGGUUGCUUUCUUUGUUUGGUUGUGCGUGCCUGUUUUCUGCUGGGAACAGGGGCGCACAGCUAAACUGAGCAGGAUUAAACCCUGGCUUGUCAGCUGCCAAUUGGGUGUUAACUCCUCCCCCUUUGUCUGUGCAUGCCUGUUACCUGCUGGGAGCCAGGCACCCAGGACCAAUGCGGAAUUGAACCCCACCUUCCCGCCCGCUAGCUGACAGCAUAAGUGACACCCACCGGUUGAAAGGUGGGUGUGUUUUGGGGAAAACGGCCUCACGGGCCAAAACUGGGCCAUGGGCUGUAGGUUCCCCACCCCUGUUGCAUACUAUGAAUUGAGGUUUAACUGUGCCAGUGUAAUUUUAAUAAUAUGGUGCCAAUGUGGCAGACAGUUGCUGUUCUUCCUGUAAAAAAGUUAUCCUGCAUUCUAUAAAUAAGCCAUAGCUGCAAAUUAAAAUCAGUUCUUUCUCCCUCCCCACCCUGUUCAGUGAAAAUACUUUCCUUCUGACGCCAGAGCUAACUCCUCGAAAACUCAGAAGCUUGCCCUUUGAAAAGGCUGCUGGCUGCCACUAUCACGGUCUCGAGUAAGUUCCUUUAUAAGUGAGUGAUGUGAACUGUUCGCUCGGUCCUCUUACUCAGUGUAUAUCCAAUGUACACACACACACACACAAACACACACUUCACAUUUGGUCUAAUUAUUAUGCGAGUGGAAGCAUCAUUUGAAUUUGCUAGCAUCUUGCAAUAAUUAAUUGUCUGGAAUGAAAGCGUUAUGCCUUUGAUUUGAAUAGUUAUACGUUUUUAUGGUAAUGGGUGCUUAAGAUGUUAUGACAGUAACUUUUCACUUUCAAAUCAAAGCAAUAAGGAAAAUUGCUGACAGCCCAUGAAUUAAGUCUGUGGUUCUAUUAUGCCAGGAUGGGAGGUAGACAGCGGAGGAGGCCUUGGAACAGAGAAUAUAUGCUGUGAUGCCUACAUUAAAGGAUAUUGAGCCCAGUUAUGGGCUGAGGCUCCAUGCACAUCUUCUCUAACAGCAGCUCUGCAUACUCGCAGAGGCUGCUGUGUAUUUAUGCUACAUCUGGAUCCUGCAAUGGGAAGCACAGCUGUCCUGGGCUUCUGGCAUUUUUGAAACAUUCCAUGCUUGGAAACGGGGCCCCUAUCAGAUAACAGCGGAGCAACCGCCAUUUUCUUUAGAAGUAGCAGGUUGACCAUUUUCUCUACACUAGAGAAAGCUCUCGGAUAGUUUUAUCACAGUGGGUGUCAUAGAGUCUAGUGUAGUGUACCCUAUUUGACAUGAAGAUGGCUCUAACUGAAACUGUUAAGAGUAUAUUGAACUGGCUAGAUUAUCAGAGGCAAUUAGAGAUCACACUAGACAAGAGUUUCAAAAAGCAUGGGGGAAAUGCAGAGAAUACUUCACAAAACAGUGCCCUAAAAUAUACAGUAUACCUGGACUUGUUUCAAUUAAUGUCUGCAGGAGACUUUGCGGAUAUUUAAGUUAUAAUUAGAAAAAUCUUAAUAAUUAUUCAUAAAGGAAACAGUUUAUAAGAAGUAAAUAAGGAGGCCAGAUACAGGAUAAAGGAAGUCUUUUAUUUGGUUGUUUGUAUUGUUGUAUGUUAUGCUCACUGUAUGUUAUGCUCACUGUAUGUUAUGCUCACGUUUAAUGAGGGUGGAUUUGUGCAUUGGGAGUGGGGGGUUUAUGUUAUGUUGUAAAUAAAAUUCCAAUAAAAAUUUAGAGGGGGGGGGGAGAAGAAUAUGGCUCUAACUUACUAGUGGAAAAUGCUCUGAAUGUAUCAGACUGCUCACUAGGUAUCCAGUAUGGCACAAGAAUGUCCAAAGUGGAAUCCCACAGUGCCCUGUGCUUGUUUUAGUUUCCACUGUGAGGAUGAAGGUAAAUCUCAAGAAUGCCCAAUGCAUAGUAGCAGCGGUGGAACAUUCCAAGAACGUCUUAUUAGAGCCAGGGUAUUUCUGCUCUUCUCCCUGCGAAAUGCCCAUCUUACCCGAGAAGUCCGAGUACGAAUGGGUGAAGUUUAGUCCUUAAUCCCUUUGUCCUGGAGAAGUUGGUCUGUUGUGAUGAUUGCCUGCCUUAUUGAAGUAUGAAAUAGAGGAAGAAUUAAGUAGAACAGGCUGCUUCAGACGGUUUAGUAUCUACUUCAAAGGACUUUCCCCAAGCUUUCAUGGACUAAGUUGGUGGUUGUCAUUGAUCGUUAAACACUUUGAAGGGUUGGGAAGCGCAACGUGCAUACUGAGAAGCAGCAUUAGUUUCUUACAGAAGCUCCUUUCAGUAGCUGAAUACAAAUGAAAGAGGCAGUUUGGGGUAAGCAACAAACCACAUCCUCCAUAAAUCCAAAUAGACUUCCAUGGCACUGUAGCUGUGCAGAGCCCAUGGCAUUAGGUGGUUACCUGCCCUCCUCUAUUUUAUUUGCAUGAUGAGACCUAAACUCAGAUUCAGGAGUACAGUGGUGCCUCGCAAGACGAAAUUAAUUAGUUCCGCGAGUUUUUUCGUCUAGCGAAUUUUUCGUCUUGCGAAGCACGAAAUCCCAUAGGAAUGCAUUGAAAUUCAAUUAAUGCGUUCCUAUGGUCAAAAAAAGUCCAAACAAAGCCAAAUUUGGUACAACAAGAGUUUAUUAAGUGCUCUUUAAAGUCACACAUACUGUAAAGAGCAUUUCAAAAUUGAAGGAACAAUAAAUUAAGUUUCUAAACAUGACAGAAAAACAUUUAAAAAUCAACAAAGUGUACAGUACAUUUUCUAAGACUCUGGGGACAACUCGAAGAAGGUUCCUCUUCCACUCUUUGCUUCUUGCUGAAGAACCCCUCCUCAACUGUUCCCCAGCCACCCACCACACAGAAAUUCAAAUCCAGAAUUUUUUUAAAAAACAGCAGAGUGGCCCAAUGGUCACAGAAAAUCAUAAAAAUGCAGAAAAAAACACACAAGCUUCCAGAUUCUUGCAAACCCCUCCCCAACACCAAGUCCUUGAAUUCCAAACACCCCAACCCAAAAUCCAAAACCCCCCCAAAAAGUUUUAAAAGUUUAACUUACCAAAUGGCUGCAAAAGAAGUUUUGGAAAAGCUUCAAAAAUCACCAAAGUCUUCAAAAACCUCAAAAAAGGCUACCACACCGCGUUCUAUGAGUUGCUCCUUGAAGUCAAGUCGCAACUGUAUUAACGGUGUUAAGAAAAAGGAAACAAACUUGCAAGACGUUUUUGUUUUUCGUCUUGCGAAGCAAGCCCAUAGGGAAAUUCGUCUUGCAAAGCAGCUCAAAAAACGCAAAACCCUUUUGUCUAGCGAGUUUUUUGUCUUGCGAGGCAUUCGUUUUGCGGGGCACCACUGUAGUCAGUCUUGGUGCCCUCCAGGAAUUGUGAACUACAAUUCCCAGUGGGAGCUAUAGUCGACAACAAUUGGGCGUCGCUGCAUUGACUGUUGCUGGUCAAAUGUUUUGCUUUUGGAUGUUCAUCCCAGGGCACUGUAUCCGUUCCAGAGUUCAAUAGGGAUUGUAAUCCUUUUGGAUUACACCCAGUAUACCUGAAGGAGCCUCUUCACCCCCAUCGUUCAGCCUGGACACUGAGGUCCAGCACUGAGGGCCUUCUGGCGGUUCCCUCACUAUGAGAAGUGAAGCUACAGGGAACCAGGCAGAGGGCCUUCUCGGUAGUGGCACCCGCCCUGUGGAAUGCCCUCUCAGCAGAUGUCAAGGAAAUAAACAACUAUCUGACUUUUAGAAGACAUCUGAAGGCAGCCCUGUUUAGGGAAGUUUUUAAUGUUUGGUUUUAUUGUGUUUUUAAUAUUUUGUUGGAAGCUGCCCAGAGUGGAUGGGGAAACCCAGCCAGAUGGGCGGGGUAUAAAUUUAUUAUUAUUAUUAUUAUUAUUAUUAUUUGGUGCCUGGGACUUGUAGCAUUUUCUCUCUCUGUGUGUUUGCCUCUCUCUCUCUCUGUGUGUGUGUGUGUGUGUGUGUGUGUGUGUAUUUUGGAAAGGAAUGUCAGCUGUUUUUCCAUUACUUUUUGAAAUCCAUUUAAUUUUACUACUUAGUGUUUUAUGAUGGUAGUGGUAUUGACAAUUUAGCGACGAGAACCAGAGGUGCAAAGUGCAUUGUGGCUGGUGUGGGGUGGGAGAGCCAAAUACCAUCUUCAGCAGAUUGUGGAAUGCUUAUUAGCACCCAAACAUUUUAGUGGGGCUGUGUACAAAAAAAAAGGCAGUUUGGAAUUUCUUGAUUAUUUUUUUUACGUUUCUUUGGUGCUGCGCCUGAUCAAAACCAAUUUGCGUAACAUUUUCUCAUUGUCAUGAAUGAUCAGACACAGCUGGAUUGUGGGGGGGAAAGAAGAGAAGGAGAGGAAGAUGUUGCCAUAAAAAGAGUGAGCAAAGUGACAGCAUUACUCAGGAUAAAUUAAUAUGUCAGCUCUGUAGAAUGGGCAGCAAAGCUUAACUCAGAAUACAAACAAGGAAACUCAAAAUACCAUGAAAUGGAUAAGCAAGAAGUUUUUUUGUCUUAUCAGAUAAUGAGCUUGUUUCUAGUGGCAAAAUUGAAUUCAUUACUUACGUUGAUUAAAAACUCUCUUUUUAGAGGAGGGAAUAGACUUCAGGCUAUGUAUGACAAUAUUAUCUUGGUAACAGAAAAUGAUUUGAUUUGUCCUGACAGUCUGGUGGAAGCGCGAUGUACUGGUGCUCAGAUAAUUAUAAUAGCUAUGUGCCUCCAUGUUGAUUGAAUUGUCAGGCAAGCCAAUCCCGCCCAUCUUAUCUGCUAAAGUGGAAAGUAUAUGCUUUUAGGCGUAAUGGCCAAAUUGAACCUCCCUGUUGAGAGAACAAAUGAUCAGAGAAUGGUUAUUGCCCUUGGGUCCUAUUUGUGCACUUCUUGGAGGUAUCUGGUCGGUCACUUUUGGACUCAGAAUGCUUGCCACUUGUCUAAACCAGCAGGACUCUUUUAAUCCAUAUGUGGAUGUGCUCCAUUGAUUGCUAUAUUUGAGAUUGCAUUGUGCUCUGAGUUUGAUUCAUCCAUGCCUGUUGGCAGCAAAUAUUUGUAGAAGGACCUUCUCUCGCCUCAGUAUGGGACUCCACAAUAGCUGUCAUCACACACAUGCCAUCUCCUCAUCUGCGUGAGUCUUUAAAACAAUCCUCUGAGGGAUAAUACUUAAUAAUACUUUUGUAUAGUGCAUGCGAAGCAUUUACGAAUAGCUACUUGUAAGCCUUGCAGCAUCAUUGUUAAGGCAAGUCGUUGUAGUUUAGUCAUUUAGUCGUGUCCGACUCUUCGUGACCCCAUGGACCAGAGCACGCCAGGCACUCCUGUCUUCCACUGCCUCCCAAAGUUUGGUCAAACUCAUGCUGGUAGCUUUGAGAACACUGUCCAACCAUCUUGUCCUCUGUCGUCCCCUUCUCCUUGUGCCCUCCAUCUUUCCCAACAUCAGGGUCUUUUCCAGGGAGUCUUCUCUUCUCAUGAAGUGGCCAAAGUAUUGGAGCCUCAGCUUCAGGAUCUGUCAUUACUAUCCCCCAUUUUACAGAUCGGGAGGACUGAGGCCAAGAGACAGAGGCUUGCAUAAGGCCAUCUAAUGAGUUCAUUCAUGGCAGAUACGGGUUCAAGCGGGGGAUUAUCUGAUAGAUGGAAUAUCCAUUCCUUCAUUUUAUUUGUAUGCUGAACACACACACACACACCAUGCUCAAAGCAGCUUACAACGAAGAAACCGGGGUGCAUUUCAAACAAACACUACAAAAACAAUUUCAUAAUAACACAGCAAAACAACAACUUUGUAACAGCAUUGCUGGAAACAUGCUGAACAAGAGAACAGUUGUAAACCAUUUGGCUUCUUUUAGGCUGGAAUCCAAAACCCACUCACUAGGAAGUAAGCUCCACUGAGCCUAGUGGGACCUACUUCUGAGUAAACAUGCAUAGGAUAUACAAAUAGCAUUCUUUUUGAUGCCAGUGAAUUGUGGGCUGAGGUGUGGUACUCUGAAACUAAGGUGGAAGGCGGUUUGAUCCAUGAGGUUGGUUUUUACCCCAUAUCAUAGCAGACUGCAGGAGGACCUUUUCAGAGGUUCACUAGCAAUUCAAAUAAGGGCAGACAUUCUCAUACUGACACGUAAACAAGGGGUACUAAGUUAUCCCUUAAUUAGGAAAACACCUCCGUUCUUCUGCAGUGCUCCUCUCAGGCUUCUGAAGCUGUUUCAUGUUUCGCUUUAGAUACUGCCUGGACAACAGGAGAGCUUUGGAGAGAGACGUGGCGUUUGCUGAACUUCAGACUCGCCUUAUCCGUUACGAAACGCAGACCACCUGCACAAAGGAGUCCUGUCCCGUGCCCUGUGCGUUGAGUCCUCUGCCAUCUCCUGCGGUUUUGUCAGAGCCUGGGAGUGUCCCCGAUGGGGAAUCUUUGCAGAGGGAGCUGCAAACAGAGGCAUCCAGACGCAGAUCAAAGGACCUGGACGGCUUUCAUCCCAACAAGAGGUAAUAUGCAGUGGUGUAGCUAGCUGCUCAGGCAUUCGGGCUCGGGUGUGCUGCAGGCGCCGCCCCCCAAGUGGUAAGUGGCCGCCCAGUGCACCCCCAACCCCAGCUAUGCUAGUGGUGAUAUGCUACACUUUUUUUUAAAAAAGUGAGAUAUUUUGAGUGUGUGUAAAUUCAGCUCUCUUUUCAUUCCGAAGAGAUUUCUGUGGCAUAAUGUUCAGAUAAUCUUAAUCCUCUUUUGCUAAUUCCUCCCUCCCUGCCUUUUUUUUCCUGUGAUAACCUUUCGUUAGCUUUGAAUAUGUUGAAACAGGACCCGAAGGCAUUUUUGCUUAAGCUCCAUAGGGCUGCGUGAUGCAAGAUGCCAAGUGAGGGUCACGCCCCACCAAACUGGUUCUGUUUAGAUAACUCACUGCCAGAUUGGAUGAAAGAUCAGAUGCAGAAAUGUGUUAUGUUUUCUCUCCUGUUUCAGAUGGAUAGUUUCUAAUUGCUGGCAUCUGACACGAUUUGAGGUGUUUUCAUGACAAAUUGAGCUGCGCACAAAACACAGAAUAAUCUUAACAUCUGUUUUGUUCCCUCAACUCUUCUUUCUAGGUUGCGGAAAUCUGAAAGCACAGAUUCUCUCUUGUCCCAGGCAAGCGGAAGCAGCGGGAGUCGCCAUUCAGGAGUUGUCACAAGGCAAUGCCAGGAGCUUUCAGUCUCUCUGCCUUCAGUAGCUGUGAAACAGUCUUACAGUCGGAUGCAUAAAGCAGCCCUAAAGAGCAGCUCAGCAAACCAGAGGUGUGGGGGAAAGCCAGAUACAUCAAAGCCCACAAGGGAAUCUAGAUCUCAGAAGCAUACACGGGUAAAUAACUUUUCCGGAUAGCUAAAAAUGAAGUUCUGUCUUUGCUUUUGCUGUUCCUAGAUUGAAUAAGGCAGGGCGAAGAUUUGAGCCAUAAAUUCAACAAAUUACUUGCCAUCCUCUUUGGCUACCCUUUUGAGUCUCUUCUUCAAAUUCCCAUGCUGCUCCUGUUGCCAAGAAACUCUGUUCCACUCGUACUCUGCACAUGCCCCAAGGAUACGUGUAUUUUAGUUUUGUUCUGAGCGGUGGGCAAUAGCACCGCAUUAUAAAUAGUUCAUAUUACAGAGUUAGUGCACAGUUUCUUAAGCUCUGGGAAAUGCUUGUUUAUGCACUUAGGCAGCAGAAGACAAUAUCCAUUUUAUCCCUAGAUAGAGAAUAGUUUCAGUACAGGGAACUGUCAGCUUAAGUAAUUAGUCAAAGGGAGGGAAGAGACAUUAAAGGAGGAUAAAACAACAACUAAAUAAAAAUCCAAACAAGGAUGUUGUGUGUGUAUGUGAUAGGUUUUUUAUUUUUUUAAUGCCUAGCAGCUAGUGUUUCAUCUUCAAAGGACAAUAUGAAUAUUUUAUUCAUAUUCCUGUGAGGUAGGUAAACAAGCGAUCUGUUUGCUUGUUCAAAUAAAAAAAGAAUUGGAACAAGUUUUGUUACUUGCUCCAGCAUGAGGGGGUCACGUCAUAAUUACAUCUUUCACUGGGACAUCUAUCAUGUUUUAGUCUGGCACCUAAGCCUGCAAAGAUAUGAUUGCAGCAAAAUGUGUGUAGGUGUCCACAUGCAACGUAGAGUUUAUAUUCGUCAGGCAGCUUUGAUCUUUGCAGCUUUCUUUUGAGCGGAUCGUAAGCCUAAAUUUCGCUUAGAUGUGUUACCUGUGAAAUGCUGCAGGCACUGACUAUAUAGCAGGGCUGAGCUGAGAAAUGCUGGUGCCCAGGCCCCUUCGUUAGUAGCACGGUUUUGCUCCGAUAAAAAAUGUGGAUUUGAAAGUGUGGUGUUGGGCAUCAGACGUGCAAUACACUGCCAAUGCUUCUCUUCAAGAUGCUGAAGGAGGUGGUGGUGAAAACCCUCAAGGAGCACGGCAUUGCUGAAGAUCACAAAUGCUUUGCGGCGUGCAGCCAGCGUCUGUUUGAGAUAUCCAAGUAUUAUCUAAAGGUACUUUUCUCCAGCUUCCGCAUGCACAGAACAGUGCGUGAUUGUGUUAUGGUUUGAUAUGUUGACAAGGAAGGGUGGCCUGUGGGAUAUACCGUACUUUUCCAUGUAUAAGACGCCCCCAUUUGGGGACUCAAAUUUUAAAAAUGGGGGGAGAUGGCACAGAGUUGUUGAGCUUCUUUUGGGGGCAGGGGAUGGAUGCCGAAGAUCGCUCACCCACACGCAUCCAAAAAUCUGCCUCUCAUCUGUCCCCUCGCCGGCAGAAUCUGCCAAUCACCCGCCCAAUUGCCACAGCGUCAACACCAGCCAUUGACGCAACAACCAAUAACACACCCAAUAAUGGCUGACAGCCACAGCAGCAACCAAUCAAGCGUCCACCCUAUGCACUAUCCAUGUAUAAGAUGACCCCCACUUUUUAGCAUUAUUUUUAAAGAGAAGAACCUAGUCUUAUACAUGGAAAAGUAUGGUAUUCUGCAAAGUGCCCUCAAACUGGCCUUCUUUUUACUGACUUAGAAUCACAGAAUUGUAGAGUUGAAAGGAACCAUAGCUGUAAACCGUCCCUUAUUUGGCGGGAAAGUCCCAUAUACCAGCGCCGUGUCCCACUGCUGUCCCUUAAAUUUCCCGGGUUUCAAAGGAAGCAGCUCCUCUCCCUUCCUCUCUGCCGGCCAUGGAGGAGGGAGGCUCCAACUGUGUUGCUUGGCUGUGUUGCUCACCCAAUAAGGAGUCUAAGAACGACUGGGGGGUGGAGCUUGCAUGCCUUGGGCCGAUCAAAUCGGCCGUGUUGCCUGGGGACUCGCCUUUGCUCAGCACUUCCCAGCGGAAAGGUGACAGGUGACAGUGGUUUUCCUUGCUGCAUCCCCUUUGCCGGGUUGCUGUGCUGUGGGAACCACCGCUUGAGGCUUCAUUUGGCUGCUGGCUGGACUUUCUGCCUUUGGCUUGGAGGGGCUCAGAAGUUGAACAUACCUGUGCCCUGAAAAUCCCUUAUUUUGGUUGCUGAUCCCUUAUUUUCGAGGCUGCAAUUUUCAAAUCUGUAAAUUGACAGCUAUGGAAGGGACCCCGAGAUUAAGAGUAUUAUGCACUUCUGAUAGGGAUGAGCCAAAGUGCCUUGCCUUUUUCAUUCUAUUAAAGUGGCGGUUUCUGGGCACUUGCUGCAAUCAAAUUCACAUUGGUUGAAUGUGCCAUUUUCCUUCACCUGUGCUCUUAACUGUCCUCAGCCCCGCUUGCCCCAUUAGCCCAUGCUACCGUUUCAUUGCAUAGGUGACCCACGUGAUUUUGAUUAAGCAUCGCAACACCACACCUGGCACAACAAUUUCAGGAAUGCUCACACACGAAAUCUGGGGGUUGAAAUAGCAAAUUGGGUUCAAUAGCAAUGUGGACAAAUGAAAGGAGUGCAAAGAUACGACGUAAAAAUGUGCUAAGAGGACUCAGUAGCCAGGGGAUUAAAAAGAAAUAAAAACACUGAGCAUUGGGGUUUUUUAAUUUUAAUUUUACUAGUUUGUUUGGCUGUGGAAUAUCAAAAUUUGGAGAUGUUCAGUACAGCUUUUACUACCGUUUGUUGCCAUUUCCAGUGGGAUAGCUGUGUUAGUCUCUUUGUGAUAAAAAACAUCAAAGAGGCUUGUAUCACCUUAAAAAGUAACUCAUUUAUUAUGGCAUAAGGUUUUAUGAACUACAGGCCAGCUGUCAUCCAUUAAAGUUUAUGCAUUUUGGUGUUACUGUAGUGUUUUGUUUUCCAGAAUAUUAAUACAUCUAUUCCUUCAUGCUAACCUUAAAUCUAACACUGCGAUCCAUUAAGUUUUCCGCUUGUGAUGCAGUAUGGUUCUUAUUUAGGAUCUGAAAACAUCUAGGGGACUAUUUGAUGAAAUGAAGAAAGCUGCAACCAGCAAUGUUAAACAGGUGAGACUCUCUUACGUGUCCAGAUUAUGUUUUCUGUACUGGAGAAUAUUACAAAUAGUACUGAGGCUUGGCUUGGGUUAUCAAAGUGGUUCUCAGGGUUAUCUAGAUUGAAUUGCCUCAAAUAGUGGCUUCAUUGGGCUGCUGGAUGAGUCUGUAAGAUGACCAAAUUCUCCCCUUAGUAUUAAUUUGUGGAAUGUGACCUGUAAAAUGGUUUGUUUGCCCAGCAGAAUAUCUGCCUUUGUUUCACGAAUUCAGAGUUUGGUAAUAGUUGUUGGCUAUCAUGUUUUUUUUUGAAGAUUCUUGAAUUAUAAAGAACCGCUCCAGUAUUAAUUAGAUUCAACUUUUCUGUAUUGCAUCAUUUUACACCUCUUAAGCUUUGUUUUAUGUUCAUUUUUAAUUCUAAGUGCAUUUCUUGGGAUGUGUUUACAGGUCAUUGAAUGGGUUUUAGACAAGAGCAAGGAGAAAUGACGUGCUAAAACCAUUGCUAUUCCAGGAUGGCAAUUUUGAGCAAGCACAGCACAUUAAGUGGACAGCGUGGGAGUGCCUUGUUACAUUGUGGAAGUCCCUUAAACCAGUGAUUCCUGCAGUGUAAUACCCUCAAAGAUCUCUGACAUUUAAAAAAUGGCUUUGAAUUGAGCCUUAUGUGUAUAUAGCUGUGUAUGUGUGUGUAUAUAUAUAUACACACACGCAAUUAUUUCAAACUGUAUGAAUAACACAAUCAAAUCUUCUAUGCUUUUUUUUUAUAUGCGGCUUGUACAGCUUUUUUAUUUAGAAAAUAAAAACCAGGUUUCUAAGUGGUUGACAGUGUUAUCUUCUUUUCCUGUUUGCCUGAUUUACUAGACGCAUAACUCUGUCAGUACCUUCCUUGUGGUUAACCAACUAGCCAUAAAAGUUUUACAAGAUAGACAAAACCCUCUUGCGCUUGAUAACAAAUUAAGUGUCAAGAACAGUGGUUUUUGUUGAACCAAAAGCCCACCAAAAGCCCACCAGGAGGAAUAUUCUUCCUCUAGACCUGACUGCGUACCCCCAUAGAUGAACCAAGAUGAACCAGAAUGCCUCAGUCAAAGCAAAGAUGUGCACAAUAAGUUUCAACCAGUUUCAGAAGAUUCAAGGGAGAUACAGUGGUACCCCGCAAGACGAACGCCUCGCAAGACGGAAAACCCGCUAGACGAAAGGGUUUUCCGUUUUGGAGGCGCUUCGCAAAACGAAUUUCCCUAUGGGCUUGCUUCACAAGACGACAGCCCAUAGGGAAAUCUCAGGGACAGCGGGGAGCGCAGCGCGUCUUCCCCACUGUCCUCGGACCUCCUCCGAAGCCUGGCGGCGGGGCGGGGACACCUCCUCCCGCCGCCGCCGGGCUUCGGAGGCUCCUCCGAGCCGGGCGGGGGAGGGAACACCUGCCGCCGCCGCCCGGCCGGACGGUGCUCCGAAGCCGGGGCGGGGGAGGAAGACCUCCCCGCCGCCCGGCCCGAGCGGUGCUCCGAGCCGGGCGGUGGGGAGGGAAGACCUCCCCGCCGCCCGGCUCGGAGCGGUGCUCCGAGCCGGGCGGGGGGAGGGAACACCUGCCGCCGCCGCCCGGCCCGGGCCGGUGCUCCGAGCGCGGGCGGGGGAGGGAAGACCUUCUGAAGGCGGGCGGGGGCGAAGUCUUUGCUCCCCCUGCCUCCCUGUCCCGGAGGGCUUUUUGAAGGCGGGGAGCAAGACUUCGCCCCGCCCGCCUUCAGAAGAGGUCCAGGACCUCUUCUGAAGGCUGGCGGGGGCAAAGUCUUUGUCCCCUGCCUGCCUUCCCAGGGGCUUUUAAAUUGCCCCGGACAGCGGAGAAGUCCUCCGAUGUCCCGUUGUGAUUUUAAAAUGCCGCCCGCCAGCAUUUUAAGAUCGCCCGGACAGCGGAGAAGUCCUCCGCUGUCCCGGGGUUUUUUAAAAUGCUGGGGGUGGGAAGAAAAGCCCUUGCCCCCCCCCCCCAGCCUUCAGAAGAGGUCCGGGGACAGACUGUCCCCGGACCGGGUCUGUAGGCGGUUUCCCUAGGAACGCAUUAAUUGAUUUUCAAUGCAUUCCUAUGGGAAACCGUGCAUCGCAAGACGAAAAACUCGCAAGACGAAGAGACUUGCGGAACGAAUUAAUUUCGUCUUGCGAGGCACCACUGUAAUUGUAAAAGGAGACUUAGCUAGAAUAAUUGCUUCUAUCAAGCCAAAACUCAGUUGUAGAAAUUCCAUUGGGGUUAAUCAAGCUAGCGUCACUGAAUGUAACUAUAAUGCUUUCUCAAAGCAUUCUGUUCUUGCCAUAUAAAUUAUAACCCCACAAAAGCUCCAGUAAAUGAAUUUUUUAUUAAAUAUAGUAUUUUUUCCUCUAAAAUAUAAAUAUUUUAAACUAAAUUCUUACAAAUCUUGAGUAGCGCCGUAUAAUUCGUUCUAUCAACUCCAACCAAAUAUGAGUCGAUCCAAAAUCUGUAUUUAAUUUGUCUAUAAAUAUAUAACAUUUUUUUCUCUUUGUAAAUUAUUCGCUUAUUCUUUAUAUUGUAAUCUGAGCACCGUAAAUUACAUGACAUACUGUGUUAUUUAUUAAUCGAUAACUAAUAGAUAAAUUCUGAUUAUUUACAAUGCAGGUAUAUCUAUAACAUUCCAGUGAUUUUUUUAAAAAGUGUUUAGGGACAGUAUAAUUUACACAUGCAUUUACUUUCCCUACAAUACACAGUAAUUCUGGGUUAUUUUCUGUCAUUCAAAUCCACAAACGCUCUCCCUUUGCAAUUUCAUUUGUAUUGAACGAAGAACUUGUAUUUUGCAUGACGUUGGCAAGUGCAUGGAUUGAUGGCUCUCCAUCUGUAUAUUUGCAUGUUCCUUUAGUUUUCACAAAAGGAAAAAAAUUCAGCCCAGCCUCACAUAUCCCUCUAUCAUCCUUCAACUGACAUGGAAACCCUUAUUCCACUUACAGAGAUCUCUUACCUGCAAAGGUGUUCCUAUGCUUUAAAUGCAGGAACGAGACCCACCCCUGGGUGCAUUCCACUCCUAAGUCCAUUCAAGUGAAACAUGGAAGCCCAUAGAGUCUUCUGUGCGCACUGGAGUGGGACAUGGGGCCCUAGAUCAGGGAAAUACUACAUUCACAGAAAGGAGUUGUGUGUUAGACCUCUUUUUGGAAGACUGCUAUUGUCAUAUCCCUCCCUUCUCAAGAGCUUCAGUACUUUUCCUCCUCUGCCUGCAUUUACAAUCAUUAACAAUUAUACCAGUACCAGGCAUAGCUGUUAUUAAUGCCAAGCAUAUACUCUAUAACCAGGGUUUUAUUAUUAGCUUCAAACCCUGGUUAGGAAACUCUGGCUUAAUCCUCAGUUCUGGAUGAAGUUAAGUGCAUGAUAUGCUUAGCAACAUUUGCUCCGUUAGCCAUGGUUAAGAUCUGCACCGUAAUACGGAUCCCGCUUGGUAUCUUCUGUAUAUAAAACAAUGUAUUUUCCCCCAUGUACGUAAAUAACUCUAAAAGGAGAUUUAGUUGCCGUGUCCCACUUCCAGGGAACACAAUUAAAAUGAAACACAACUGAGCUCCCUUUUGUCUGUCAGAGGGAAUCAACAUCGAAAAAAUGAGCAGUGUUCCAGGAAGCAUGAAUAAUAAGGAUAAUUGUUAUACUGAAAGCCACCAGCUCAGGGUCUCCCGAUCACAUUUUCUGCCUCUUUCUGUGUGUGUGUGUACAAUACAGGGUUUUAGUGUUGAUGCAUUUGGAAGACUGCAUUCAAGCAGGAUUCUUUGUGGGUCGUAUCCAACCAAGUCAUACUCAGAGGAGACCCAUUGACAUCGAUGGACAAGUUAG
Messenger RNA from Podarcis lilfordi (Lilford's wall lizard), 34331 nucleotides. The record is from the annotation of a GenBank genome assembly. NCBI's taxonomy places the organism in Eukaryota, Metazoa, Chordata, Lepidosauria, Squamata, Lacertidae.